Molecule: messenger RNA, 8235 nt
Organism: Anguilla anguilla (European eel)
Lineage: Eukaryota; Metazoa; Chordata; Actinopteri; Anguilliformes; Anguillidae
Gene: megf6a
Product: multiple EGF-like-domains 6a
Exons: 38
Coding region: 298-5100 (1600 amino acids)
Molecular function (GO): scavenger receptor activity; calcium ion binding; protein binding
Source: RefSeq, a predicted model, not a curated record
UGCAGCAUUUUUCUACUACUCAGAGCACAUGGGUUAUAUGAGAAACACACAUUUUUAUGUGCAAAAUUAUAAUUCAUUCUAUAAACCAAAACAAUAAAAUUUAUUGGCACAUUUCUCACAAUGCAUUUGAGGAGUUGUGUGACUGACAAAAUCGCAGAUUCCUUGAAUUUUUAAAACACUUUUUCUUGUCAGAACGGGCACGGCACUUUGAAAGAGAUUGGCAAAAUAGUACAAAAGAAGUUUAUCUUUUAAAUGUCUCAGUUUCAGUAGUUUCGUUUCACGCAACAACGGAAAAGAAUGGAUUUGAGCCUCGCUGUAGUGCUGUUCUUCUUAAUUAGUGGGAUUCACGCAACAUCUCGUUAUGGAAGGAGUCUUCAACCUUAUAUGCCCAAUGUGUGUGCAGAUCAGGAGCUGAUGCUGGUUGCACAGAGGCAGCCCUGUGUCCAGGCCUUCACGCGUAUGGUCAAGGUGUGGAAGCAAGGCUGCUCUGGGCAGGUGUGGUGCAUCGGCUAUGAGAGGAGGACAGUCUACUAUACAGGCUACAGACAGGUGUACAGACAGGACUACCAGCCCGUGUACAAGUGCUGUCCUGGAUGGUCACAGCUCAACGGAGAGGCAGGGUGCCUUUAUCCUGUUUGCAGCUCAGGUGUGUGCUUCAAUGGCGGCCAGUGUCAUGAGGGUGACUCUCAGGUCUGUGACUGUCCUGCUGGGUUUAAUGGGCCUCGCUGUCAGUAUGAUGUGAACGAGUGUGAGGAGACUAACGGGGGCUGUGAAGCUCUGUGCUGCAACACCAUCGGGAGCUUUUACUGCAAGUGUCCCAACGGCCAGGAGCUCAAGGAGGACGGCAAGACCUGCCAAGAUAUCGAUGAGUGCCAGGUCCACAAUGGCGGCUGCCAGCACCGAUGCGUCAACACCAGGGGCUCCUACUACUGCGAGUGCAACCCCGGGUCCCGCCUCCACACGGACGCCCGCACCUGCAUCGCUGUCCUCUCCUGUGCAGUCAGCAAUGGCGGCUGUGAGCAAGACUGCGUCCAGCUUUCCCCAGCUCACUUCCACUGCCGCUGCAGACAUAACUACCAGCUGGCUGAGGAUGGCAAGCACUGCAAACUGACGAGCCCGUGCGCUGACAGGAAUGGAGGGUGCAUGCACGUGUGCCACAACAACGGAGGGCUGGCGCACUGCGACUGUCACCCUGGAUACAGGCUGGCAGGGGACCGCAAAGCCUGUGAAGACAUUAACGAGUGUCAGACGGGUCAGGCCUCCUGUGCCCACGGUUGCCAUAACACCCGAGGCUCCUUCCGCUGCAUCUGUAACCCUGGAUAUGAGCUGGGUGCGGAUGGCAAGCAGUGCUACCGCAUCGAGAUGGAGAUCGUUAACAGCUGCGAGACCGCCAACGGAGGCUGUUCGCACCACUGCCAGCACUCCACCAAUGGGCCCGUCUGUAGCUGUAACCGUGGAUACCACCUGGACGAUGACCUGAAGACCUGCAUGGAUCUGGACGAGUGUGUGGAUGGCAGCUCCUGCUGUGAACAGGACUGUACCAACUACCCUGGGGGGUACGAGUGCUACUGCGGGGCAGGAUACCGGCUCAACUCCGAUGGAUGUGGCUGUGAUGACGUGGACGAGUGUCUCGCUGAGAAUGGAGGGUGUGAACACACCUGCCAGAACACAGCCGGGUCUUACCAGUGCUACUGCAACCUGGGGCACCGUCUGGCGGAGGACCGCCGCUCCUGCAUCCGACUGCGCAGCACGGUGGAAGCUCUGGCCAGUCGCCUGGCCGUGGAGCGAGCUCGGCCACCAAUCACGUUGCUCCAGGACUACGCCCAACCGCUGGAGCGCUACGACGACUACGACGAGGGCCUGGGAGAGCUUCGGGCCGAGAGCACCCUCCAAGAGAAAUUUGUGUGUCUGAACGACACCUUCGGCCACGACUGCAGCCUGACCUGCGACGACUGCGCCAACGGCGGGGCGUGUAACCAGGGGAGGGACGGCUGCGACUGUCCCGAAGGCUGGACGGGGGCCGUGUGCAACCAGACCUGUCCCGCCGGCUCCUUCGGCCAGGACUGCGCCUUCACCUGUAAGUGCAAGAACGGGGCCUCCUGUGACCCUGUGAGCGGGUACUGCCGGUGCCCCCCCGGCGUCAGCGGGGACAUGUGCCAGGACGGCUGUCCGAAGGGGUUGUACGGGAAGCACUGCAACAAGAAGUGCAACUGCGCCAACAACGGGCGCUGCCACCGCACCUACGGGGCAUGCCUGUGUGACCCGGGACUGUACGGGCGGUUCUGCCACCUGCCAUGCCCUAAGUGGGCAUUUGGGCCUGGCUGCUCAGAGGAGUGUCAGUGCAUCCAGAAGAACACCCUCGAAUGUCACCGUCGCCAUGGCAACUGCGUCUGCAAACCGGGCUACCAGGGAAAGACGUGCAAGGAAGAAUGCAACUCGGGCUUCUACGGCUCCGGGUGCCAGAGUAGGUGCGAGUGUCCGUCGGGGGUCCUGUGCGAUCACGUGACCGGAGAGUGCCAUCGGCAGUGUCCCGCCGGCCUGCGAGGGGACAACUGUGACCAAGAGUGUCCUGAGGGGAGCUAUGGGACGGGGUGUGCCCAGCAGUGCCGGUGUUCGGGGGCUCCGUGCGACAGGGUGACCGGCCAGUGCCACUGUCCCGCGGGGAAGACCGGAGAAGGCUGUGAAAAUGAGUGUGUGGACGGCCAGUGGGGGGUGGGCUGUAAGCACCCGUGCCCCGUCUGUGAAAAUGGAGGCGUGUGUGACAAACGCAAUGGGACCUGUCAAUGCCAGCCUGGCUACAUGGGCAAACUCUGCCAGAACGCCUGCCCGACCGGACGCUUUGGCCUCGGGUGCCAGCUACGCUGCCUGUGUGAAAACAGCGGGCGCUGCCACCCGGUCACAGGACGCUGUACCUGUGCCCCCGGCUGGACAGGGCACAACUGCAGGAGAGCCUGCGACGCCGGGAGGUGGGGGGCAGACUGCGCCAACAAAUGCGACUGCAGGAACAGCGACGGGAGCUGCGACGCCGUGACGGGACGGUGCAGCUGCGAGGCGGGGUUCACCGGAGCACGCUGCCACCAGAAAUGUCCCACGGGCUCAUUCGGGUUUGGCUGCCGACACGAGUGCCAGUGUGACAACGAUGCGUCAUGUGACCAUGUGAGCGGUGCCUGCACGUGCCUGGCAGGAUGGACCGGAACCUUCUGUGAGAAACCUUGUCCGGAGGGUUUCUAUGGGCUGGAGUGUCAGGAGCAGUGUAACUGUCUGAACGGGGGGCGCUGUCACCACCUGACAGGGGCGUGUGUGUGCACAGCAGGCUGGAUCGGCCCACUCUGUGACUCCAAGUGCCAGACUGGAUUCUAUGGUGUGGGCUGUAACCAAACCUGUAACUGCCAAAACCAUGGCAACUGUGACCCCAGCAAUGGGCAGUGCCAGUGUCUGCCAGGCUGGACUGGAGUCAGCUGCCAGCAAGAAUGCCCAGCGGGCUCUCACGGGCCAGGCUGUGGCCAGCGCUGCCUGUGUCAGAACGGUGGGGUGUGUGACCGGAUCAGCGGCCGCUGCGCGUGUCCCGAAGGGUGGACUGGGGUGGCCUGUGAGCUCGAGUGUGCUCCGGGCCAUUUUGGGGCGGGGUGCCAGCAGAGGUGUGAGUGUGAGAACGGGGGACAGUGUGACCGGCAGAGCGGACGCUGCGUCUGUCGUCCCGGCUGGAUCGGGGAGACCUGUCAGACAGCGUGUCCAGAGGGCAGCUUCGGGCUGGGCUGUGAGGAGCGGUGCAAGUGUGAGCACAGCGCCCCCUGUGACCCCGUCAGUGGAACCUGCAUGUGCCCCCCGGGGUGGAGGGGAGCUCUCUGUGACAGAGCCUGUUUACCCGGAACCUUCGGUGAGAACUGUGCGCAGCGCUGUUCCUGUCCCCUCGGCACUUCCUGUAACCACGUGUCCGGCGAGUGCGGCUGUCCCCCGGGGUUCACUGGCAACGGCUGUGAGCAGACAUGUCUGCCUGGUACAUAUGGGCUCAACUGUAACCAGGUGUGCCAGUGCUCCAAGGCCAACCAGCUGUGCCACCCCGUCACCGGGCUCUGCUACUGUGCGCCCGGCUACCGUGGCAACGACUGUCACCAAGAAUGCGAGAGCGGCCAUUACGGAUCUAACUGCGAGCGCCAGUGCCAGUGUCUGAACCAGGGAGUGUGCCGACCCACCACGGGCACCUGCACAUGCCCUGCGGGGUACAUCGGCGCUGACUGCAACAUCACAUGCCCUGCGGGACGCUACGGUCAGGACUGUGUCCGGGUGUCACUGUGCGGAGAGGGGUCGAGGAACGACCCGGUCACCGGGAGGUGUGUGUGCAGUGCCGGGCGGAGAGGAGGCAACUGUGACCAAGACUGUGCUCAGGGCUGGUUCGGUGAGAACUGCGCUCGGGCCUGUAACUGCAGUAAUGGAGGUGUUUGUGAUCCUGUGUCCGGACGCUGUACCUGUGGACUGGGCUGGACUGGACCCAACUGCACGGCCGAGUGCCCACAGGGUCGGUACGGUGCCAACUGUCAGCUGGAAUGCGAGUGUCAGAACAACGGCGUAUGCAACAGAGUGACGGGGGCGUGUCAGUGUCAGCCAGGAUACUACGGACACGUCUGUGAACAUGUUUGCCCUCCUGGUUUCCACGGCCCUCGUUGCCAGCUGCUGUGUGACUGCAGAAAUGGCGCCGCCUGCCACCCCAGCACCGGACGCUGCAUCUGUCCGCCUGGUUACCAAGGCGACCGCUGCCAGAGAGAGUGUGCGCAGGGCAGGUUUGGGCAGGACUGUGCCCAGUCAUGUGACUGUGAUAAGGGCACCCCGUGUGACCCGCUGAAUGGCAGGUGCCUGUGCCCCCCUGGCAGGACGGGACCCAGAUGCGAUUUAGCCUGCAGGGGGAACCAUUUUGGGCCUGACUGCUCACUGACCUGCGAGUGUGGGAACGGGGCGCAGUGUGACCCCCGGAAUGGCCGCUGCACCUGUAUGCAUGGCUGGAUAGGGCUCACCUGCCAGGAAGGUGGACCCCCUCAACCUGCACACCAGCUAAACAGAAGCAGAAGAGAAGAAGAAGACUCGCAUCUGUCUGCUCCUGUAUAGCACCACCUGCUGGCUGGUUUCAGUCAACAUCGCACUGAGUUUCCCCAUCCAUACAAAGGUCCAACUAGCCUCACUGAACCACAAAGUGAACAAAGACAUAUCCACACACAAACUGCACACAUGCAUGUAUAUGCACACACACACACACACACACACACACACACACAUGCACACUUUAAACACAGAAAGGAGGGACCCAAGUCUGCCUGAGCAAAGUGUUGCAGAACCAAGGAUUGUCAAUGAGACAUAUCAGACAGACAGAGAGAAACGUGACUCUUUAAACAAACUAUUGUAAUGCAAGGCGUGGGAACUGAGUUGUUUGCUUCGGAGUCUGAACACAGAGGCACGCCAUCUCGCGUGUGUUACCCCCACCCUUACCCCCCACUUCUCCCAAAUGCCCGGUCUCCCCGGGCGCUGGACACAUGGUGGAGAAGAAGCCAACAGUCAAGAUGAGUCUCCCAGAUCUGGAUGUGCUUCAGAGGAGCUCAACAAGAGCAGAUGGAUCCAGCACACCGGUUUACUCAUUUGAGAAAGCCAGGCUAUUCUCUUCGGCCAGGUUGGUUUUAGCUCUAAUAGACGUAACCCAAUGCGCUAUUUAAGUAUCUGAGUGUUUAACAGAACAUGGUUAGCCCCCACAAAAGAAUAAAAAAAAACCUUAAGGGCUUUUAUGAGCCUAUGGAUACUUACUGUAGCAGGCUCUGUUAGAUGUGUCAUUAUGCUAGGAAUAUUAAUCAAGUGGGUGUGAUGUAACUGUGGGUGGCUAACUUUGAGCUUGUGUGCUGUGCACAUCAAAUAUGCUACCUAUCAAUGAAUUUGAUUAUACUUUAGACUCUGACAACUCUAGAAUUUGAAAAAGUCACAAAAGGUGACAUGGCCUCCAUACUUAGCAAGGACAUUUUUUUUUUUAUAUCUUAAAUGAAAUUGCACAUUCUCUUAUAUUAUUUGAAAUGUACUUUUUUUGCAUACAUCGGGGAUAAAUAAAUGUGUGCUAUACAGUAAUACCUUUGCGAAAAAGCCUUCAGAGGUUGUGCUCUGCAUAUUAUACAAGUUCUAUUUCACUUUUCCCUUUUUCUCUGAUUCUGUGAGAUUCUCAACCCACAGUUAUUUCUGAAGUUCUGCACAAACAGGCUCUUUCAGUGUUGAAUCUCAUUAUGAAGUCGUUUAACUAUAUACAUGAAAAAGGCAAACUGAAUUUGUUUGGUCAUGCUGAGAACCUUGCAAGUCAUUGCUGAAACAUAUCAGUGUCAUUUUCAGGUUCAUGAAAAAAAUAAUUAUUUGCUAUUUUUUGUCAUGUAUAUACUUCAUGGCUUUACAUUUUUAAUUGUGCAAAACUUGAAAAGCUGUGUCGAAGCAGAUGGAAUCAACAUUUUUUUAACACUCAGAAGCUUGAUACUGUGUGCAGUAUCUAAUAUUUUCAGGUUGCUUUGCGUCAGACAAAGGCAGGUCAGAGUUCAUACACAAGCGCGAUCGGAGGAAACUGAAUGCAAGCUUACCUCAGAGCCUCACAACCUCAGAGAGUGGCUGUGGGGGUGGGGAGGGAGGCAGACAUUUUGUAAGGACCGUGUUUGGGGCACGCCAACAUGUCCUUUUCACUCUGCUCUGCAUUUGCGUGUCCCUCUCCUAACUGCAGGUUCCCCACCUGACUUCUAUCUAUACUUGAGAUAUUUUGUUAAUUUUAACUGAGUAAUAAUAUUUCAGUUUUCUGUCUAUAGCUGAUAUGUUCACUGCUAGGUGUUUUGGUAGUUUCCAUCCAUCACUGUUAUCUGAAAUAUCGUAUAUGUAUGUACUGUAUGUAUGAUUGUAUGUAUGUACAAGAACGAUUGCAAACAAUUUUUUUUUAAUGCAUUGCAUCUCAGCAUCUAUUUUAAAAGUGCAGGUCAAUUGUUUUAUUAAUUAACAGUGAUAGCUGGCUUAUCCACCAUAUAAAGAGCAAAUAUGGAUGAAAUACUGCCUAGUUUGGUUAUGUAUCCUCCAGCUCCUUAAAGACUGUCACUGUUGUAAAAGGAACAAGACACCAUGUUGAUCUAUGUCAUAUGUGCAUGUACAGCAAAAUACUCAGUAUUAAAUCAGUUCGACUGUAAUUGUAAAAUAAACUCUGUAAGUGUUUAAUUGGGCCCAGUAAGAACAAUAUUUGCUCUACUGGAGUUAAAAAGUAUUCUGUCAGAGUUGAUUUUACACUGAACAUUUUGCUGUGUGUGGUUAUAUUGCAUUUGUCACAAUAUUAUUAAGAAUAAUAGGAAAAACAGAUGUCAUAUAUUGCAAAGAUAUGGUGCAAUGGCUAAUAACCCCGUAUGUGUGCAUCUCUUUGCCUUUGACAUCUAACCAUUACUAUUUAACUUGCAAAGGCCAUGAACAUGAACAUGACAUGGAGUUCUGUGUAUAUGAAGUGACUGCUUUUAAGAAAAUGGUGCUACGAUUUUAUUGUUGUUUUACAUUGUAUAAAGCAUUGUAUAUUAGAAAUAGUGUAAAUGAGUGAUUGUGUAUACAAAAGACAUUAUACUUACUGUGUAUGUAUGAAUUGUUUAUUAUUGUCCAAAAUGUUCCAUUUGUUUAAAAAUAUACCUGUCGAUCACUCUAACAUGGUGAAACCUGGUCAGGUAGAGAGGAUUUAAGUUUGGGGAGCAAAGACACCCUUAAAUAUAGAGAUUGUAUGGGCUUUCUUACAGUAUCCUACCUGGUUCCAGGUUACUAAAAUGCAGUUAUUAAAUUAAUAUACUGUACCGUAAAGGCAGUUCAAAUUUACUAUGCUUGCUUGGCUGUUUCUUAUAUUGUGCUGAAGAAUAGGGUGUAUGUGUAUGCAUGUGUCUAUGUAUGUGGAGACAUUUGUGAAGCUUUAUUACACAACUGUCUUUCCCUCCUGUUCAACAUAUGAUCCCCUGUAUGUUUCAGUGAAUAAUACACCAAAACGUGUGGUGCAAGCAUUAUGAAUUCCAAUAAAUGUUUAUAUGGGUGUGUGUCUACGUACAUAUGUACAUAUUUGUAUAUAUGUAUACACACACACUACUAAGAGUAUAAUAGUAUAAUAGUUUAUGCUGACACAAAUGCACUGCAUCAAACCUUCCCUACUUGGUACACUGUACAGUAUGUUUAAUCUGAACUCUGUUUACAGAAUUAUUAAACUGUGGAAAAAUUUUA